UGAUAAACCAUCAACAUGAAGGUAUUCCUGAUCCUUGCUCUGGCCAUCGCUUCCGCUUCUGCAGGCAUCCUGCCUGUGCAUCCUCGUGAUAGGGUCGCUGCUCCUUCUAUCAGUGGACGCAUCACCAAUGGAAAGAACGCUGUGGCCGAUCAGUUCCCCUACCAGGUGGGACUUAGCUUCUCCAGCUCCGAAGGCGGUUGGUGGUGCGGCGGCUCGAUUAUUGCCGCCAACUGGGUGGUGACUGCUGCCCACUGCACUGAUGGUGCAUCUUCCGUGACUGCCUCGUUCGGAGCUACUGUGCGCACCAGCCCCAAGUUCUCCUACACCAUCUCCAGCUCGGACUUCAUCCAGCACAAGAACUACCUGUCUCUGACCGUCCGCAACGACAUCUCCCUGAUCAAGACUCCCAGCAUUUCCUUCUCUGCCGCCGUCAACAAGAUCGCCCUGCCCGCCAUCUCUAGCAGCUACUCCACCUAUGUUGGCCAGACUGCCAUAGCCUCCGGAUGGGGCCUGACUUCCGAUUCCGCCACCGCAGUGGCCAAGAACUUGCAGUUCGCCGACCUGACUGUCAUUUCCAACGCCGAAUGCAAAAAGUCUUUCUCCAGUCUGAUUGUCACCAGCCGUGUUAUUUGCGUGGCUUCCUCCAACGCCAUCUCCACCUGCCAGGGUGAUUCUGGUGGUCCUCUGGCUCUCGAUGGCACUCUGAUCGGCAUCACCUCUUUCGGAUCCCCCGACGGUUGCGAGGUUGGCUCCCCGGCUGCCUUCACCCGUGUGACCAGCUACUUGGACUGGAUCAAGGAGAAUUCCGGUGUUGAAGCUUAAAACGAAACUUGAUGUUGAUUUCUAAAUAAAAAUAACCAUAAAAAUCUA
Drosophila bipectinata is the source of this 870-nucleotide messenger RNA. Its product is annotated as serine protease 1-like. Gene Ontology annotation, molecular function: serine-type endopeptidase activity. The record is from RefSeq and is a predicted model, not a curated record. Gene Ontology annotation, biological process: proteolysis. Lineage: Eukaryota; Metazoa; Arthropoda; Insecta; Diptera; Drosophilidae.